UCAUUGCGUCAUGCCCGACGCGUUCAGCCCACGUAUAAAAGCCCGACACGCGCUUUAUGCCGCCUCCCUUUCUUCCCUACCACCACCAUCACCCCUCCAAUGCCUCUCCAGUCCAGACCCAUCAUCUCCCGUGACGAUAUUCUGAAGCAGCGCUCAACUGUCCCUGUCAUCGCAGAAAAGCUCGCAGAGUCCCUAGACAAGGUCUUUGUAAAGAUCCUCGCUGGAGCGACAGUAGACUUUAUCAACCGCCUCAAGCGCUGGUGGGCUCACUUUGCCGAAUCUCGUCCUGAAGGACAAGUGCCACGAGAGAUUACUCGAGAUGCCCAACUACCAGCCCUUCCCAUCUUCCUGGCGUUCGUGCAGCAUCAGGCCCUUUGCACUAGGGGUCGUAUCAGCGAGUAUGCAGUCAAAGGCACUAUCAAGACGCAGAUGCAUUCCCUUUUCUCGCUUUGGAGACGCGAAGCACUGCAGCCCCUUCCUAGACAUUACACGCAACAGGUCCUCGCAUACAUAGACUCGCAAGAACUUCACGACAUUGCACCGCUCUCGACAGAAUCAAAACCGAAGCAUACCCUGACAGCGGUAGACUUUGAAAUUCUCGUCCGUGGCUUCUUUCAAGACCCUGGGUUCAGGACGACUCGUAUGAGCCUCCAGAUGGCUUACCUCAUAAGCCUACAGUUCCUCAUGACUGAACGUCCUGGCGCUCUUGUCGAAGGAAGCAAAUACCGAAACACGGACCGCGCUAUCCUUUGGAACGAGCACGAAUGGCAUGUUGUGCCCAAUCCCGAGAAUCCUCGCCAUCCUCAUGUCUAUAUCCGCGUCCAAAUCCACCGGCUUAAAGGUCUGGGCAGCAACCAAUCUGCAUUCAAGGAAUUCAUUCUGUAUCCCGAGCCGAACAGCAAUCGAGCGUACUGUCCCUUCUCGAUGGCUACUGCCAUGGCACUUGAGGACGGUAUCUUUGCACAUGUCACCACUGCCGAAGAAAUUUUCCACCCCGCUAUACCUCCAACAGAUCACCAUAUCCUCACUCACCGCCCUUCAGCUUCUACCCAGUGCGCCGUCCGUGGUGAAAUUCUUGAUGACAACAAUUGGAAAACGUCUUUGACUCGCGCAUUAACCUAUGAUGCUUAUAAUGGCCAUCUCCGUCGGGUUAGUUUAUAUUUGGGUUUCAUCCUUGUGGUAACCGGCUAUUGUGCUCGACGUGGCGCUUCAAACAGACUCUCCGGGCAACUAAGCGAGCAAGACCUCCGGACGCUAAUGGGCCACACAAAAAGAUCUGACAUGUUUGACACCUCGUACAAGUCCAAAUUCAUUGAUAAAGAUCUCGGUGCUAUUCUUCACAACCGAACAGCCGAUGAAAACAUGCUGAAGAUUGGUAGUACUGCAUUAGACAUGUCCGCUCGUAGGGAUACCAACGCGCCUCGACAGCUCUCCGUCGAAGCCUGCGCCGAGCUAUUCGCAGAAGAGGAGUUAGUGACGAUGAGAAAUACACGUGCACAGCUCGCAGAAGAACUGGCAACAAUCUCAAAGACCGAUCAAGUCACGUGGUGAUUAUAUAAUCUGGUCUUUCGAGGCGUGGGUUCGAAUCCCACUCUCAUCAAGCUUUUGCCUUUCGAACAUCUUUUUCGUUAUAUUACAGUGUAAUAGGGUAGUGCACGAAACCUCCAAGGGGGUAAAUAACCGU
This is a messenger RNA of Desarmillaria tabescens, 1684 nucleotides long. RefSeq lists its product as uncharacterized. The transcript has 6 exons. The coding region runs from base 100 to 1551 and encodes 483 amino acids. The record is from RefSeq and is a predicted model, not a curated record. NCBI's taxonomy places the organism in Eukaryota, Fungi, Basidiomycota, Agaricomycetes, Agaricales, Physalacriaceae.